This is a messenger RNA of Oryctolagus cuniculus (rabbit), 2741 nucleotides long. The record is from RefSeq and is a predicted model, not a curated record. NCBI's taxonomy places the organism in Eukaryota, Metazoa, Chordata, Mammalia, Lagomorpha, Leporidae.
GCCCUGCUCAAAAUCAUGGGGCGCCCUUUAAAAUUCAGGCCCCGCACGGGGUGCUCGAGGGGCGUGGUCUACCCCGCGGGAGAGCCGCGGGCUCUGUUCGCUGUCCCACAGUUUGCAUGGGCUCCUGUGCCCGUUCGGUGCCUGCCCUCGCUGCCCAGGGCUCAGCGGGUGGGCGUCACUCAGCGGGGAGCUUUUGGCCAGAGCAAACCAGCGGUCUCACGUUUCUCCUCUUUGUUUUCCAGGUACUCUUUCGGAUGGGAAUCCCAACUGCUGGAGACCGGAUUCCUGGCGAUAUUUUUGUGCCCUCUCUGGACGCUGGCCCGCCUGCCCAGGUCCACCCCCACGUCCCGGAUCGUCCUGUGGGGCUUCCGGUGGCUGAUUUUCAGGAUCAUGCUUGGGGCGGGCCUGAUCAAGAUCCGUGGGGACCGGUGCUGGCGAGACCUCAGCUGCAUGGACUUCCACUACGAGACCCAGCCGGUGCCCAACCCCCUGGCCUACUACCUGCACCGCUCGCCCUGGUGGUUCCACCGCUUUGAGACGCUGGGCAACCACUUCGUGGAGCUCCUGGUGCCCUUCUUCGUCUUCCUGGGCCGCCGCCUGUGCGUCCUGCACGGGGCCCUGCAGGUCCUGUUCCAGGUCGUCCUCAUCCUGAGCGGGAACCUGAGCUUCCUGAACUGGCUGACCAUCGUGCCCAGCCUCGCCUGCUUCGACGACGCCACCCUGGGACCCCUGUUUCCCUCGGGGCCGGGGAGCCUGAAGUGCCGAGUCCUCCAGCUGCAGAGGAAGGAGCCCCCCGAGGCCCAGCAGGGGCCCACGUACGGCCGUGUGGUGCGGCGGGCGGUCAACGUGUCGCUGGGCGUCCUCGUGGCCUGGCUCAGCGUCCCCGUGCUGCUCAACCUGCUCAGCUCCAGGCAGGUCAUGAACGCGUCCUUCAACCCCCUGAGGAUCGUCAACACCUACGGCGCCUUCGGCAGCAUCACCAAGGAGCGGACAGAGGUGGUCCUGCAGGGCACGGCCCACCCCAACGCCAGCGCCCCUGACGCCUUGUGGGAGGACUACGAGUUCAAGUGCAAGCCCGGAGACCCCCGGCGGCGGCCGUGCCUCAUCUCCCCCUACCACUACCGCCUCGACUGGCUCAUGUGGUUUGCAGCAUUCCAGACCUACGAGCACAACGAGUGGGUCCUGCACCUGGCGGGCAAGCUGCUGGCCGGCGACGCCGAGGCGCUGUCCCUGCUCGCGCACAGCCCCUUCACGGGCAGGGAGCCCCCCAGGUGGAUCCGUGGCGAGCACUACAGGUACAAGUUCAGCCGCCCCGGAGGCCGGCACGCCGCGGAGGGCGCCUGGUGGGUGCGCAGGAGGAUUGGCCCCUACUUCCCGGCCCUGCGCCUGGAAGACCUGCGGGGCUACUUCCAGGCGCGCGGGUGGCCGCUCCCAGAGCCCAGCCGCCCCCACCAGUGACGGACAGACGGAGACCCCGCCCACCUCAGCAGAACCGCGCCUGCCACCCGGCCCCCUCACAGUGGACAGUGGGCGGUGCGUGGACACUGCCAGCCCCAGCCUCAGGCGUGGGCCCAGCCCAGAGGGCUCUCGGGCUCUGAAAGGUUCUGUCCACCCCUGGGCAUGGGCCCAGCUCCCCAGGAUGCAAGGGUGGAGCCAGGCUUCCCCAUCUUCCCCCCACGGCCAACCCGGUCCCUCAUGUGUGAGCACACGCCGUCCACACGCAUGCGCCGUCCACGUCAUACACCAUACGCCGUCCACACGCAAGCACUGUCCACGUCCUACACCAUACGCCGCCCACACGCAAGCACUGUCCACGUCAUACACCAUACGCCGCCCACAUGCAUGCGCCGUCCACGUCCUACACCAUACGCCGUCCACACGCAAGCACCGUCCACUAAGACAUGCCGUCUGUACACACACACACACACGCACCACCCAUGCUGCACACACGUCCCGGCUGCCCUGGCCCUAUGCGUCCUUGGCCGCGUCCCCCGGCCCCGAGCCCGGGGAGAGCGGCCGUCUCGGGGCUCACGUCCGUGGUGCUCCCUGAGACGUGUGGGGCGGCGGCACAGUGCGGGUCUGUGCUGAGCCCCACAGGUGCAGCCAGAGCCGGGGAACAGAGGCCCUGUGUCUGCAGGGACAGACGGGUCUCAGAGCCGGGGCCAGCCAGCCUGCCACCACCUGGGCGUCCUGCCAACGCCGGCCCUGUGGACAGGGCACGAUCUGAGGGACCCCACCCGGCUCCUCCUGGAGGGGCCGCAGGACACCCGGGAGCCCCCCGCCCCGGGCUCUGCAGGUGUGGCCCCAAGGUGAGCUGAGCCCCACCCAGUCAGCACGGGUCACGCCGUCGGGGAGAGCCACAUGGCCGUGUGGGAUGACACAGGAUCCCCUGGGUGGGGACAGGAGGCGGGGGCCCCUGGUCACUCACCCCCUGGAUGCACAGCUGACCUCAGCGUCAAGCAGCAGCAGUGGGGCCGGCGCCUACAAAGCCAGCAUCCCAUAUGGGCGCCGGUUCGAGUCCCGGCUGCUCCACUUCCCAUCCAGCUCUCUGCUGUGGCCUGGGAAACAGCAGAGGUUGACCCAAGUCCUUGGGCCCUGCACCCACACGGGAGACGGGAGGAAGCUCCCGGCUCCAGAUCGGCACAGCCCCACCUGUCGUGGCCAUCUGGGGGGUGAACGGGCGGAUAGAUCUCUCGCUGCCUCUGUAACUCUGCCUUUCAAAUAAAUCUUUUAAAAACACA